UUAAGGCCGGCCCUAAUUGGAGAUCCUUUAUGUAGCGACAGGUUGAUCUGGCCAGAGACAAAAAAUGGGCAGUACUCAAUGAAGACCGGAUACCACAAGGAGCAAGCCCGUAUCAGCCCCUGGUGUAUCUCGAGUCGAGUUUGGAAGGUCAUCUAGAAGCUUAAAACGCCAGCAAAGAUCCGAACUUUUAUGUGGAAAAGCUUACACCGGGCUUUUCCGACGAUGGAUGAAUUGUUCAAAAGGUGUUCUGCUCCCAAUUCGACUUGCCCAAUUUGUCACAAUCAGGAUGAAUCGAUCGAACACUUACUGUUAUUAUGCCAAAGGGUGGAACCUGUCUGGUUUGGGGGAAUUCUUAACCUUAAAAUUGACAGAGAUACGGUUUCGAGUUGGGUGGAGUGGGUUCUCUCUUUUUCAAUGGAGCAUGGCAGUCCUAAUUAUGACAAAAUGGCCCUCCUUUCGUAUGUUGCCUUUUCAUGUUGGCACAUUUGGGAAGCGAGAUGCAAUUUUUUGUACAAUAACUGUCAAAUCAAUCCCACACAAGUUUUAUGUGCUAUCUCCAAUUCGGCCAGAGCUUUUUUCGAAGUUGUGAGAAGGAACCCGAAUCCCUCAGAUCAAGGUACGGUGGCUAUUCGUGAGCCCAUGUGGUUUACUCCUCCCACGAUGUUCACAAAAAUUAACAUUGAUGCCAGCUGGUCUGCGCCGGCGUGCUCGGGUUUUGUGGGAGUUGUUCUUCAGGAUGCCGAUGGGUUUUUUGUUGCGGCAACCAGGCAUGCUAUCAGGGCUCCGAGUGUGGGUGCAGCGGAAAUGAUGGCUAUCCUAAAAGGUUGUGAGUUUGGAUUAGCUCUGGGGCUUCAAAAGGUACUUGUGGAGUCAGAUUCCUUUGAUUCUGUUUGCUCUCUUUCGGAGUCUCUCGAGAUGGGUGGAUGGGAGGCCUUCCCUUCCCUUGCGAAAGCCAAAAGGUUAGGGGAGUCUUUCCAGGACUGUCGUUGGUCUUGGAUCCCAAGCUCAGCCAACAUGACGACAGACUCGUUGGCGUCGCAACAAUAUACGGAGAUGUGAGAUAUUUCUUGGGUCAACAGACCCCAUCUUCACUGGUUUUUGUGCUUCAAAAUGAAGGGUUGCCCUGCCCUCCUUAAUGUAAUAGGAGCUGUGAAGGGGGCAACGCGAUAGCCUGACUAGGGUGUCUUCCUUGUAACUCUCUCUGCUGUCC
Messenger RNA from Pyrus x bretschneideri (Chinese white pear), 1210 nucleotides. RefSeq lists its product as uncharacterized. The coding region runs from base 190 to 1059 and encodes 289 amino acids. Gene Ontology annotation, molecular function: RNA-DNA hybrid ribonuclease activity; nucleic acid binding. The record is from RefSeq and is a predicted model, not a curated record. The transcript has a single exon. NCBI's taxonomy places the organism in Eukaryota, Viridiplantae, Streptophyta, Magnoliopsida, Rosales, Rosaceae.